CAGAGGACCACUUUUAACGUAAUUCUACCUUGAUUUUAGAAAGGUACAACUUCCUAUUGGUAGUGUACAACAAAUAUCAGCAUAAACUCAGAAAGUUGACAUUGAAUACUAGGCAGUAGUAGGAUCUGUUUCUGUAGUGGCCUGUCUGUCUUUAAAGCAAAGAAACACCAAAAAUUCAACUCCGUUGCCGUACAACGGCAGGGACCAUAAUCAAAACGGCAAAUCACAAUGAACAAAACGGCAGCACACCAUCGCCAAAUCCUCUCUACCAUGGAAACGACGUCGUCUGGUGUAAUCCCGGCUCCGUUUUCGGCCGGGUACCGCUCGAUUCUGCAAUCAAUCGGCGGAGACGGAGCCGUGAAAUCAGAUUAUGUGGUGGAAUUGAACGCCGCCGAUUUCGAUGCGGUGCUCGAGGAAACCCCGGCUACUUACGCCAUUGUUGAAUUCUUCGCUAAUUGGUGUCCUGCUUGUAGAAAUUACAAGCCACACUAUGAGAAGGUUGCGAAGCUCUUUAAUGGGGCAGAUGCAGUACAUCCAGGGAUCAUAUUAAUGACGAGAGUCGAUUGUGCCGUACAGGUAAAUACUAACCUCUGUGAUAAGUUCUCUGUUGGACAUUACCCCAUGCUUCUAUGGGGCCCACAUUCUAAGUUUGUGUCUGGGAGUUGGGACCCAGAGAAAAAUACGAGUGAAAUACGAUCUAUCAAUGAUGCACGCACAGCUGAUCAAUUGCUGAAUUGGAUAAAUAAGCAAAUUAACAGCUCGUACAGCCUGGAUGAUGAGAAAUACGAGCAUGAGCAUCUUCACGCAAAUGCUUCGGAUCUUGGACAGAUUGCACGUGCUAUAUAUGAUGUUGAGGAGGCUACAUUCACUGCUUUUGACAUCAUUUUAGAGCAUAAGAUGAUUAAAUCAGAGAAUCGAGCGUCACUUAUUAAAUUCUUCCAGCUUUUGGUGGUCCAUCACCCAUCUAGAAGGUGCCGAAAGGGAACUGCAGAAAUACUUGUUGAUUUUGAUGAUUUUGCAGCCAAGAAGGAAACUGCAGUUGUUGGUGAGCAAGGUGCUUUUAGGAAUUUCAAGAUUUGUGGAAAAGAUGUUCCUCGAGGAAACUGGAUGUUUUGUCGUGGCAGCAAGAACGAGACCAGAGGCUUUAGUUGUGGAUUGUGGGUUUUACUGCACUCGCUUUCUGUAAGAGUCGACGAUGGCGAAAGCCACCUGGCAUUCACCACUAUCUGCGAUUUCAUCCGUAGUUUCUUUAUAUGCGAGGAGUGCAGGCAACAUUUUUCCGAAAUGUGUUCAAGCGUUUCGAAUCCUUUCAAGAAAUCUCGGGAUUUCAUCCUCUGGCUAUGGAACACACACAACAAAGUGAACGAGAGGCUUAUGAAGGAAGAGGCAUCUGCUGGAACAGCCGAUCCUAAAUUCCCAAAAAUCAUAUGGCCACCAAGUCAGCUUUGCCCUUCUUGCUAUCUUAGGAAAACCAUAAAAAAUGAUCGAAUAUUAAAUAGUAAGAUUAAUUGGGAUUAUGACGAGGUUUAUAAGUUUUUGAUCGGUUAUUACGGUGAGAGACUCGAAACUCUACACAAGGAGGAGAGUAUUCUUCCCGAGGAUGAAGAUGAAGAGUUAAUAGUUGUGGUGCCUAUAGAAGCUGCUGCACUGGCUAUAGCAAUAGUGAGCUGUUUAUUCGGAGCAGUUGCCUGUUAUUGGCGUCGAAGACAGAAGUUUUUGAAACAUAAAUACUAUUUACACUCUUUAAAAAGUAUAUGAAAAUUUUAAUUGAUAAUAAUAUAUAGGUUUUUGCAUUUUAACUUAUAUAUAUACAGGAUCUGGUGGUGUUAGUUGUUACAUUCAAUUGUUGUUGUAUACGAACAUUUUCAGGCCAAACAUUUGUAGCAUUUGGAUAAUUUGAUCGAUAAUCGAAGCUCGUUUUUUUCUUCUU
This is a messenger RNA of Erythranthe guttata (spotted monkey flower), 1930 nucleotides long. Its product is annotated as sulfhydryl oxidase 2. Gene Ontology annotation, biological process: protein folding. Lineage: Eukaryota; Viridiplantae; Streptophyta; Magnoliopsida; Lamiales; Phrymaceae. The record is from RefSeq and is a predicted model, not a curated record. Gene Ontology annotation, molecular function: flavin-dependent sulfhydryl oxidase activity; protein disulfide isomerase activity. Gene Ontology annotation, cellular component: Golgi membrane.